AUGUAAUUUGGAAAUAAUACAAUCGGGACAAUCGAAGAAAUAGAAUACUUGUAAAACGAUAUUUUUCCUACUCUUCAUAUGGCAUUAGCUAAAUUAGUGGAAUAUGUAGAUAAGACUGAAGAAGUAAAUAAACAUAAGGAAAGGUUGGAAUAAAUAAAAGUUUGCGAUAAACUAGAAAAAAGGAGAGUAGAAAGAAGUAGAUUAAAAAAGGAAUUAGGAUCAGAUUUUGGAAGUGAUUCUGAAGGUUAAGCAGAAAACUAAGAUAAUAAAACAAUAAACAUUUCAUAGGAUGGAAAACAAUUAGAAUAACUCAUUCCUAUCUAAAAUGAAUUUCAAUAACAAUCAGCUAGUUUAAUAGAUGAACUUACAAUGCAAGAUAUAAAAAAAGAAAUUAAUCAUUUAUUAGUGCAGAUUGAAGAAGAUUAAGGAGAAGAAGAGGCACCUUAAAAACAUGAAUUAGAGAAAUUAAAACUGGAAUUAAAAGUAUAAAGAGAAGAAAUGGAUUUCAACCCUUUAAUAUACUUAGCUUCAUAAUUAAGACAAUUAGCCAAAUGA
Paramecium sonneborni is the source of this 555-nucleotide messenger RNA. Lineage: Eukaryota; Ciliophora; Oligohymenophorea; Peniculida; Parameciidae. The record is from the annotation of a GenBank genome assembly.